AUGAGCAAAAUCGGCGGCACUGGAGGAGAAGAACGGAGUGAAAAUGAAUGGUCGGAAGAUGAUCUCUCGGCUAUCGAGAAUCUUGAGGAAGAAAUUUAUCAGAUUCAUCCAUCAAUUAAACUAAAAGAAGAAGAUGGUGACGGAAGUUUCGCUGCUGAAUUCUAUCGGUGCGGAACCGAUUGGUCCUGCUUGUCGCCGGUGGCUGAAGUAGUUGAACCUUCUCAUUCUCUUUCACAGUCAAGAAAUCUGAGACAGGCGAAUCUAUGGCAGAUGUGGGGCCAAAACAAACCUUCUCCCCUUUCAUCUCCGCCUCCAAACAAGAAGCUGAAGAAAACUCAAUUUUGCGGCCAAGCCAAAGCCAAAGCCACAGCCAGAGCGACUACGUCCUCUCCUAACCAUAACCGCCCUCGCGCUUGCCCUUUCUAUAAAAGGAUUCCAAGUUUCUCAGUUGAUGCGUUCCGAUAUAUUCAUCCAUUGGAACUUGAUACAGACUAUGUUAUUCAAGGAGUAAAAGUAACAUUGCUAGAAGCUAAUCACUGUCCCGGAGCAGCACUCAUUCUUUUCCGUCUCGAAACUGGACUCUGUUAUUUGCAUACUGGAGAUUUCAGGGCUUCUAAACUUAUGCAGGACUAUCCGCUUCUUGCAAACAACCGAGUUAAUGUGCUUUACUUAGAUACAACCUAUUGCAAUCCAAAGUACAAGUUUCCUUCUAAAGAAAAUGUAUUGAGUUACGUUGUCAGAGUUACCAAAAAUUUUCUCAAAAAGCAACCCAAAACCCUGGUUGUUGUUGGAGCGUAUAGUAUUGGCAAAGAGAGUGUUUAUCUUGCCAUUUCUAAGGCAUUAGGGGUUAAAAUAUAUGCAAAUAAUUCAAGGAGACGGAUUCUGCAAUCUUUUGGUUGGCCUGAUCUUUCAACGAGUCUUUGUACACAAGCUACUGACACAUGUCUUCAUGUGCUACCCAUAUCUUCCCUGCGAUAUGAGACCUUGAAGGAUUACUUGAAGAACUAUGUAAAUCAGUACACAGCAGUUUUGGCAUUCCGGCCAACAGGCUGGACUUACUCAGAGGGUUUAGGCAAAGAUCUUGAUCUAAUUAGGCCUAGUACUAGAGGCAACAUCACAAUUUAUGGAGUUCCAUACAGUGAGCACUCUAGUUUCACAGAGCUGAGAGAGUUUGUUGAGCCAUUUGCCAUUCUGAUUUUCCAGUUUUUGAAGCCUGACAAGAUAAUUCCUACCGUCAAUGUCUGGAAUCCGGAUAAUCGAGAUAAGAUGCAGUCCUAUUUCCGGGAAUGGCUCAAAGGGUAA
This is a messenger RNA of Dovyalis caffra, 1302 nucleotides long. The record is from the annotation of a GenBank genome assembly. Lineage: Eukaryota; Viridiplantae; Streptophyta; Magnoliopsida; Malpighiales; Salicaceae.